AUGGCACCCUCCGCUCUAGCAGAUAUCUAUCCUAUCCCUGCGCGGCACUACUCUAAGCCUUCCACUGUAGUUGCAUCCGUCCUGUAUGGGCCAAGGGAUUUACGACUCGAAACUCGACACAUCUCAGACCCGGGACCCCAUGAAUUGCAGGUCGCUAUCAAAGCCACUGGCGUCUGCGGGAGCGAUGUCUCUUACUACAACAAGUUUCGCAACGGCGAUCUUCAGGCCGUGCAGCCGCUAUCUUUAGGCCACGAGUCCGCUGGGAUCGUAGUCGCCAUCGGCGAGGCUGUCACUGGUUUCCAGAUUGGCGAACGAGUAGCGCUUGAGGUUGGCGUACCGUGCGACAAUUGUCGGUCAUGUCAACGAGGUCGAUAUAACCUUUGCCCCGGCAUGAGGUUCCGAAGUAGCGCCAAAUCUGUGCCUCAUUUCCAGGGUACGCUCCAGGAACGCAUCAAUCACCCCGCUAAGUGGUGCCACAAGAUUCCCCAACAUGUCUCGAUGGAGUCGGCCGCUUUGCUCGAGCCGCUGUCUGUUGCUAUACAUGCGACUCGCAGGGCGUCAAUAGAGCAAGGCGAUACGGUGACUGUCUUCGGUGCGGGCACCGUUGGCCUGCUGACGGCUGCAAUGGCCAAAAUGUCAGGUGCUACAACAGUAGUCAUCGCCGACAUUGACAGCGGGCGCGUCAAUUACGCUCUGGCCAAUGGCUUCGCACACAAGGGCUACAUUGUUCAUCCGCGAAGGCACUUGAUGGAGACUGCUGAAAAGCUAGCAGUCGCAAAAGAGUUGGCUGGAGACGUGAUGCAAAUCGCUUCGCUGAAUGACCCGGAGUUCGAAGGCGCCGACGUGACGUUCGACUGCACAGGAAAGGAAAUAUGCAUGCAGGCUGGGCUCUACUCAACCAGACCAGGCGGCAAACUCAUCAUGGUCGGUAUGGGCACCCCAGUCCAGACCCUACCCAUGUCAGCUUCACAUCUAAAAGAAGUCGAUAUCAUUGGCAUCUUCCGGUACGCCAAUACGUACCCCACAGGCAUCAAGAUUCUCUCGUCCGGAGCAUUACCGAAUCUAGACAGCAUGGUCACGCACCGUUUCCGAGGACUCACUGCAGCGAAGGAAGCGUUCGAGCUCGCGGGGAAAACUACAGACAAGGAGGGCAGACUUGUCCUCAAGAUUCUCGUUGAGAAUUGA
Didymosphaeria variabile is the source of this 1185-nucleotide messenger RNA. RefSeq lists its product as uncharacterized. Gene Ontology annotation, molecular function: zinc ion binding; L-iditol 2-dehydrogenase (NAD+) activity. The coding region runs from base 1 to 1185 and encodes 394 amino acids. Gene Ontology annotation, biological process: D-sorbitol catabolic process. The record is from RefSeq and is a predicted model, not a curated record. The transcript has 4 exons. Lineage: Eukaryota; Fungi; Ascomycota; Dothideomycetes; Pleosporales; Didymosphaeriaceae.